AACGUCCAAAUCCCUGUCAGCACCUGGCCAUCUCAUUCGCAUCAAAAGUCAAGAGCACCCCCAUUUUCAGAUUCUAAAUCCCCGAACUGCCCUUCUGCCUGAUUGCUUCGCCGGCGAUCUUCAAAGGCGAAUCCUCAGUUCUCGCCGGCGUCUGCGAUUACAUUCACGAACGUAUUUCUACUUCUCCGGGGAGUCUUUGCUUCCGAGCGGCCAUUCCCUCUCAAUGUUCAGUAAAUGCGUUUUCAUAACACCUUCCAUUGGAGCUGAGCUCUGAGAGCUCUGGCAAUGCCAUAUCUUCGCUCGAAUUUCUGCGUUGUAUUCGUAUCUCGGAGUAAUAGGAGUCUGGAAUCGUAGUUAUGAAGAUCAUGAACUCCAUUUUUGACCGGCGGCUGUUGGAGAUCUGAAGCUUUGGAGUGAUUGAGCUGAGGAUGAAGUCAAGUACUAGGCUUGAGUCGGUUGUCUUUCAGCUCACUCCUACCAGAACUAGGUGCGAUUUGAUUAUCAUUGCUAAUGAGAAAAAGGAAAAAAUAGCUUCUGGGCUGUUGGAUCCUUUUCUUGCUCACCUAAAAACAGCUCAGGACCAAGUUGCAAAGGCUGGCUAUUCGAUUGUGCUCGAACCAAAACCUCAGAGUGAUGCAUCAUGGUUUACAAAGGGCACAGUGGAAAGGUUUGUUCGCUUUGUGAGCACUCCAGAGAUAUUGGAACGGGUGCACACUAUAGAAUCAGAGAUUCUCCAGAUUGAAGAAGCAAUCACCAUACACAGGAAAAAUGAUAUUCAACACGGCAAUGUUGAACACCACCUGGAAAAAUCACCGGGAAUCUCAGAAGAUAACAAAUUGACAUCAGGUGUUAAUGAGGAAAAAGCUAUUGUACUUUACGAGCCUGGUGCACAUCAACAUGAAAAAAGCAAUUCAGCCUCACAGGGAGGAAAUUCGAGAGCACAACUUCUGAAAGUCCUUAAGACACGCAAAUCUGUGCUACAAAAGGAACAAGGAAUGGCCUUUGCUCGUGCUGUAGCUGCUGGUUUUGAUAUUGACUACAUGGUUCCUCUGCUAUCAUUUGCUGAUUGCUUUGGAGCCUCACGGUUGAGGGAUGCAAGCUUAAGAUUUAUGGAACUCUGGAAGAAAAAACAUGAGACUGGACAAUGGCUUGAAAUGGGUGCAGCAGAAGCAAUUGCCAGUCAAUCAGAUAUGUUUGUCAUGAAUGCAUCUGACUCAAACACUGAUCUGGCUUCAGAGGCUGAUGGGAAACUAAACACGGAUGGUACUGCAGGUGAAAGGCAGAGAACAGAUCAGCAGGUGCCCAGUGAUCAACAGCAAUUCUUUCAAAACAAGUUUUCUCAACCGAUGUUUCCUCCUUGGGCAGUGAAUCAUCCAGCCUCUGUCAUGCCUGUUCUCCAACCGUACUCAGUGCAUGGGGUACCCUAUUAUCAAACUUAUUCCGGAAAUGAUGCUUUUUAUCACCUACCUUACCUACCACCUAUGGAGGAUUCAAGCGCAGAUGUCGUGCAUAGAACUAGGCAAAAGGGGUGGUCUAUGGAUGGAAAAGACACUAAUUCUGAGGAAUCCCUGGAUGACUCGGACUUGGACAAUGAGGACCCACAGUAUCAUGAGCUUAGGAAGAAUUCAAGGCGAUCUAGAAAAAGGCAUUCAGGAAAAGUUGUCAUUCAAAACAUUAAUUAUAUUUCCAAAACAAAGAACUCAACUAAUAGUGACUCGGGAUCAGAUUCAGAUACUGAUAGCAAUGCAGAUGGUGAAGAUCUUCCGAAAAAUAUUUCUCAAUCAUCUAAAACAAAAAGUAGUCGUGGAAAGCAUUUGAGUAACCUUUCUUAUGAUAAAGAAGAAUAUGUCAUUAAUGAGAAGAUGGAAACAGACAGUGGGCAAUGGUUGGCUUUUCAAAAUCUUUUGUUCAGAGAGAAGGAUGACGGCAACCACAGUAUAAAAGAUCAUAUGUUAGCUGAGAAAGAAGGAAGAACGGCCAUGCCUAGAACUGCAAAUGAUGAAUUUAUUGUUAAUGGUCGAGUAACCGAUUUACACUUGAAUAACUCCUUGGAUCCACUAGUUGAGAAUGGAGGAAAUGCUACUAAUGAACUGCAGCAUACUUUCUCAAAUGGUAUUGCUGAUGAAUCUUUCCUAGUAACACUUAGAUCCAUGGCAUCAGAUGAUGCUGUACCAGACAAUAGAACUAUCAUUGAGCUAGCUUCUGAGCUUCCAGCAACACUAAGAAACACUGAAAUUAAUUCUCAUAGAGAAAGUAGUCUAUUUAAUUAUGAGCCAAAUGAUUUGGGUUUGGUUCUCGGUCAUGGAACACAAAAAUGCUCUGGUGGAUAUGACCCAUCCUGGGAUUCUGAAAUGCAAGUUUGUCUUAGAGGUAAUGAAUCUCAUGAGAAAGGCAAGAAGGAAGUCCUGAAUAAUAAUCUGAAAAAAGGACCUCAGAAACCAGAUGAUCGUAGGUCAAAAGCUACUGCCGGUUUAGACAAGAAAAGGGUCGGUGGACCUAUUAAGAAAGGAAACAUUUCAAAAAGUAGUCCUUUAGAUGAUGCACGAGUUCGAGCUGAGAGAAUUAGAUCCUUCAAAAGUGACAUCCAGAAGAUGAAAAAAGAGAAGGAAGAGGCUGACCUUAAACGCUUAGAAGCUUUGAAGUUGGAGAGACAAAAGAGAAUUGCAGCAAGAGGCAGCUCAAGCUCUACUCUUUCAGCUUCAUCUCAAACAAGAGGGUUGGCCACAAAAUUGUCUCCAAAUUCUGUUAAAGGAUCUAAAUUCAGUGAUGCAGAGCCAGGAUCAUCAUCACCUUUACAGAUAUCCAAAAGAAGAACUCCCAUCGGCUCCAAUGAUUCACAAAAAGCUUCUAAAUCCUCUAGAAGAAGUGAUGGUAAUCUGGCAAAUAAUCGGUUGACUAAAUCAGCAACAUCAUUGUCUGUGUCCAAUAAGGAAACUAGCAGUGUCACACCUGAUUCAAAAACAUCAAGGGCAAGACUCAGAAGAUUAUCUGAGCCCAAAACACUCAGCAGUGUAGCAUCAAAGCCAAGGGGGCGCAAUUCUGAAUUAGCAUCCAAGUCUAAGCUAAAUGAUGUCAAUGAAAGCAAGAAGAUAUCAGCUCUAAUGGACCUUGAUAAGAAGAAAGCUGCUACUCUUCCUGAACUGAAGAUAAGAACAUCCAAGGUUAAAGAUUCUGGACCUCCAUUCAUGAAAAGCCGAAAACUUUCACAGGAGAGUCAAGGAGAUGAAAUCAUCGUUGAGAAGACUGUUGUUAUGCUCGAGUGUGAAAAACAGUCUUUACCUUCGCCCAGUGGAUCCGUAAAAAAUUUGGUAAAGCACAAUCUACAAUCUGAUAAUGAUGAUAGGGGAGCGAAAAUUGCAGUGGUAUCUGACUAUGCUUUCAUAGACGCACCGCCUUCGCCCUUUGAAGGAUUUAUCAGGGGAACUAUUCCUGGCCGCCUUCUCGAACAACUGAAUUCUCAGGAGGUAGGAGCAAGUUCUGUUGAGGAGACACCCAAAUUUGCAAAUAUUGAUGGUGCUGGAAGGCCUUACUAUCAAGCCCCAUAUGCUCGGGUCUCCUCAUUAGAAGAACCCUGUACUGGAAAUUCGGCAUCCCCAGAACCUGAUAAAGUAAAUGUUGAUGACGUGAAGACUAUAACUGCAACAUAUAAUGUUCAAGAAGCUUCGGAGAAGACUCAAUCUAAGGAAACAUCGAAAGGAUUCAAACGACUCUUGAAAUUUGGGAAGAAGAACCAAUCACCUGUGGCAAGUGAUAAAAAUCUUGAACCAGACAGGAAGCGUAUUGUUGGUGUAAAUCAGGGGCAUACUGCAACAAGUACUGCUUCAUCAAAUGAAGUUUACACAUUGAAGAAUUUAAUAUCUCAAGAUGAAGUCCCAAACACUGGAAAUGCUGUUCAAAAGUCUCGCCAUUUUUCUCUGUUAUCUCCUUUCCGGAGCAAGACGGCUGAAAAGAAGCUGGCAUCUUAAAGAAAGAGCAUCUUCUGUUUCAAGUUUCAGACAUAAUUUAUGGUUAUUCGAUUUGGAAAUUUCCUCAUCACGCCCUUACCUAUUUGUAACAACUUGA
Cuscuta campestris is the source of this 4062-nucleotide messenger RNA. The record is from the annotation of a GenBank genome assembly. NCBI's taxonomy places the organism in Eukaryota, Viridiplantae, Streptophyta, Magnoliopsida, Solanales, Convolvulaceae.